Messenger RNA from Laetiporus sulphureus 93-53, 1152 nucleotides. Its product is annotated as DUF775-domain-containing protein. Lineage: Eukaryota; Fungi; Basidiomycota; Agaricomycetes; Polyporales; Laetiporaceae. Gene Ontology annotation, molecular function: nuclear import signal receptor activity. The record is from RefSeq and is a predicted model, not a curated record. Gene Ontology annotation, cellular component: nucleus; cytosol. The transcript has 3 exons. Gene Ontology annotation, biological process: protein import into nucleus. Bases 393 to 1016 code for a protein of 207 amino acids.
ACAUGUGUUCUGGUCCCCUGAGCGCGGUCCCCUGUCAUCGUCUUUCAAAUUCCCCGGAGCCUACGUAGGCAUGUCGAAAGUCGAGCGCGAGCAUUGCGCAGAUAAUCCAAGACGAGUUGGCCGUUUCGAUAGUCAUGCGGAUAGACGAGCGUGGACUCUGCGGCCAGCCUUUGUUGUAAUGGCACUAGGAACAACGCACGAGAACCUCCUCGAACCUCGCCUAUUCCAGCUACUACUCCAGCCUUCUCCUUGCUGCUCCAACGUGUUCUUUGCUAUUCAACGCCCCCAAUUUACUCGUCCUGCGAACUACUGUACUUGUAUACUGCCAGCUAGCAAGCCUCUGAUCGUUACCUGAUUCUGACGUUUAUCUCUCGUCAACUCAAUCUGUCGCAAUGUUUGGGUGCUGUGUCGCGGGUCGUCCGCUGCAGACAAAUCUCCAACAAAUCGACGAUACCCAUGCUAUUUUCGAGCUUCCCGCACCGAGCACCAUCAAUCACAUAUGUGUAUUCCUCUUAGGCAGCGUGCCAUUUCCUGAUGGAUACGGCGCAACUGUUCACCUCCACUGGCCCGGCAAGGGAUUUCAGUUACUCGGAAUGCUCUCAAAUGACAAACCCUCCGCCAUCUUCCGCCUCCGCGGUACCUUCUCCUCGCAGUCCUCGCGGCCGACGCUCUUCGGAGAUGCCUCGGGGACGUCCACGCCCACGACAGCCAUGGUCACUGACGUCGACACGACUCCCGCGUACCUCGGCAUCGCCAUCGAGCCGCUGUCCACGAUCGAGGCCGAGGUGGCCACCAUCCCGUCUGCCAUUACGCGUCCCGCGAUCACGCAGGCGGAUACGACGCUGCUAGCGGAACGGAUAGUCAAGCAUCUGUUCAACUAUGUAUCUGGGUUUGCUGGGGGCGGACUGAUGACGCCUGAGACGCCGAUACCGCUAGCGGUGAUUGCAAGGUGGUAUGAGGCGUUUGUGAGCAAGGUGCGGAUGGUUGGGAUUGGGUUCCUGGAGAACCAGCAGUAGUCGUUGCGGUGGGUGGAAGGAGAAUGUGAGGGAAUGACUUGUUUUCGACGCCGAUGUUGAAAUGAAAGGGAAGUCUGUGAAGUCGGCCAAUUGUACUCUAUCUCUCACCAAACCGCUGAAUGGGACUUUAUGCGAG